CUGAGAGGAAGAACACAUCACGCGAAUUGUAGCGCCAAAAUUUCAACAUAGAUACUGGAAUAGACAUAUCACAUAGACCAUCUAGUCUUGUAAAUUUUUUAAUCAUUUGGAUUUAUUUAGUUUUAAUUAUACUUUCAACAAUCAACAUUUAGAUCUAGAAUGUCUUCCCAAUUCAACCCGCAUGUACAUUUAAAAAAUACUUCUUCUGGCCAAAUUCAGAUUAUUUUUGGACCAAUGUUCUCUGGAAAAACGACAGAGUUGAUGAGGAGAAUGAAACGGUAUCAGAUAGCAAACUACCGUUGUCUUAUUAUCAAAUAUGCUAAAGAUAUCCGUUAUGAUCUUAAUGGAAUUGCAACUCAUGAUAGGCAAACAUUAGCGGCAAUUUCAGCUGAAAUAUUGUCAGAUCUUCAGUCUGAAGCCUUGAAACAUGAUGUAAUUGGCAUUGAUGAAGGACAAUUUUUUCCAGAUAUUGUUCAGUUUUGUGAUAAACUGGCCAAUCAAGGUAAAAUUGUGAUAGUUGCUGCACUGGAUGGGACAUUUCAAAAAAAGGGUUUCGGAGAUAUUCUAAAUUUAGUCCCACUGGCUGAACAUGUAUUGAAGCUAACUGCUGUCUGUAUGAACUGUUACAAUGAGGCUUCGUUUACAAAACGAAAAGGAUCAGAAACUGAGGUGGAGGUAAUUGGAGGUUCAGAGAAGUAUUUAGCAGUUUGCAGACAAUGUUUUACCUCUCCCAACAAAAAGAGGACACCACUGAAGCCAGUAAAUGUAAAUAAGGAAACUUUGUCUGCUACCACCAAGAAAUUGUUUACCAACGAUGAGACAAUGGAGGUAGAGAAUGCACCACUACUGUAACUCACUCUUGUUGUUGUUUCAAGAGUUCCGCUGCUCAAAGGGAAUUUGAAGACAUAGAAUGGAUAAAUCUGUGUGCAUGACUAAUAUUUGUUAUGGUUUUAUUAUUAAAGAAAACUUUUAACAAAAAUUUUAAUAUCAAGCUCAAGUGAGAGAAAAAAAGGCUUUGGCAUACCUGUAGUUUAGUUUUUAUUCAUAAACUGAGGCUCUGUCCGUAAUACCUUAUGUUAAGGCAGGUCAGAGUCAAAGCUUUCCUGUAUUACACCUGAUAUUGUUAACUUACUACUCAGUUAGUCAAUGUUUUUUUAGGCAAGUUAUUCAUUAUUAGUUUGUAUGCACAAUUUUAAUUUACUGUUUACACAUAUUUUCACCUCAUGCAUAGAAUUCUCUUUGAUUUUACAAUAAUUAAACCUUUUAGUCCCAGUGCUUGAUUUUAUUUAUAUAUAUUUAUUAAUAUUUUCUAAAUGUUUUGUGAAGUUUCAUCGUGCAAAAACAUCUCUUUUCAUAACCACAAUUUUUAAUGUAAAUAUUUCUUAUUUCUUUUAGUUUGUAUGUAAUUGUAAAUAUUACCUACCUUUGUUGUCAGCCUAGUUUCCUGUUUCACUUAUGUGUACUGAACACUGCCUUGUGAAAUCAUUGUUUUUGACUUUUUUUUCAAAGUUAUAGACAUGUUUGUGCCAUUUCAUUAUCUAUUAUUUUAUUUAUACCUGUAUGAGCUUUAUAAGUAAAUAUAUAUAUAAAAUUAUGUAUACC
Molecule: messenger RNA, 1602 nt
Organism: Biomphalaria glabrata
Lineage: Eukaryota; Metazoa; Mollusca; Gastropoda; Planorbidae
Product: thymidine kinase, cytosolic-like
Exons: 7
Coding region: 160-852 (230 amino acids)
Biological process (GO): thymidine metabolic process
Molecular function (GO): thymidine kinase activity; ATP binding
Source: RefSeq, a predicted model, not a curated record